Molecule: messenger RNA, 2546 nt
Organism: Bacillus rossius redtenbacheri
Lineage: Eukaryota; Metazoa; Arthropoda; Insecta; Phasmatodea; Bacillidae
Product: neuroligin-2-like
Exons: 9
Coding region: 91-2148 (685 amino acids)
Biological process (GO): modulation of chemical synaptic transmission; synaptic vesicle endocytosis; chemical synaptic transmission
Cellular component (GO): plasma membrane; cell surface; postsynaptic membrane
Molecular function (GO): neurexin family protein binding; signaling receptor activity
Source: RefSeq, a predicted model, not a curated record
UGGGGCGGGGUGCGCGCCGCCGACCGGCCCGCCCCCGCCUGCCCCCAGCGGCCGCCCGAAGUGGCCAACGAGACGGCGGCGCUACGCGCCAUGCCGCGCGGCCGCCUGCAGCACCUCAGGAGGCUGCUGCCGCUGCUCUCAGACCAGAGCGAGGACUGCCUCUACCUCAACAUCUACGCGCCCGUGCAAGCCGGCAGCAGGGAGGCGGCCGUGCCCAAGUACCCGGUGCUGGUGUUCAUACACGGCGAGUCCUACGAGUGGAACUCGGGCAACCCCUACGACGGAUCCGUCCUUGCCAGCUACGGCUCGCUCGUCGUCAUCACCGUCAACUACCGCCUGGGCGUGCUGGGGUUCCUGAACGCCAACUCGGAGCCGCGGCAACGCGCGCCGGCCAACUACGGCCUCAUGGACCAGGUGGCGGCGCUGCACUGGGUGCAGGAGAACAUCGCUGCGUUCGGCGGCGACCCGUCCAACGUGACGGUGCUGGGCCACGGCACUGGGGCCGCCUGCCUGCACUUCCUCAUGGCGUCCAGCGCCGUGCCCGACGGCCUGCUGUUCCACCGCGCGGUGCUGAUGAGCGGCUCGGCGCUCAGCCCCUGGUCGCUGGUGCGCAGCCCGGCGCGCUACGCGGCGCAGGUGGCUCGCCACGCCGGCUGCCCGGCGCAGCUGCAGCACGCGCAGCUGCUGCGCUGCCUGCGGGAGCGGCCCUUGCAGCUGCUGGUGGGGGCGCCCGUGCGCGCGCCGCGCUACUCGCCCGCCUUCGGCCCCAGCGUCGACGGCGUCGUGGUGGACAGCGGCGAGCCUCCAGGGGCCGGCGUGCAGCCGCCCGCCAGGGCGGAGGCGUCGGGGCCACAACAGACGACGGGCAGCGCCCUGCUGGACAGCGUGCUGCUCCGCAAGUCGGCCGUGGCGCGGCUGAACCGCUACCACCUGCUGCUGGGCGUGGCUCGCGCCGAGGCCUACUCAGCCUUCAGCGCCGACGACGUGCAGUACGGCCUGGAGCCGGAGCGCCGCGCCAAGGUGCUGCGCGCCUACGUGCAGCAGGCCUACCGCUACCACCAGGCGGAGAUCCUGGCGACGGUGGUGAACGAGUACACGGACUGGGAGCGGCCCGUGCAGCACCCGGUGGCGGUGCGCGACGAGACCAUGGAGGCGCUGGGUGACGCCCAGGUGGUGGCGCCCGUCGUGCGCACCGCCGACCUUCACGCCGCCGCCCCCCGCCGCCGCCCCUACCUCUACGUCUUCGAGUACCAGACCAAGUACGGCGACUACCCGCAGAGGCAGGGCUGCGUGCACGGCGAGGAGCUGGCCUACCUGUUCGGCGCGCCGCUGGUGGGCGGGUUCGCGCACUUCCCGCGCAACUACACCAAGGCCGAGCUGCUGCUGGCGGAGACCGUCAUGACCUACUGGAGCAGCUUCGCCUGGAGCGGGAACCCGAACGAGCCGCAAGACCCCGAACCACACGGCGCGCACCGCGUCAAGGCACGCCUCAAGACCGUGGAGUGGCCCGCCUACGAGCCCGUGCACAAGAAGUACCUCAGCCUGGACCUGAAGCCGCGGGUUAAGUCGCACUACCGCGCGCACCGCCUGUCCUUCUGGCUGAGCCUGGUGCCAGAGCUGCACCGGCCCGGGGGCGGCGAGGUGCCGCCCUCGCACCACCUGCUGGACCUGCGCGACCGCCCCAGCCCCAGCCCGCCGCCGCCCGCCCCCGCGGAGCCUUCCCCCGCCGCCGCCGCCAGCACCGCUCCCUCGCCCGCCGCCGCCGCCGGUACCACCGCGCCGCCCCCCGCCGCCGCGCGCCGGCCCGAAGACGGCUUCGCCGCCUACUCCACGGCGCUCAGCCUCACCGUCGCCAUCGGCUGCUCGCUGCUCGUGCUCAACGUGCUGGUGUUCGCCGGCGUGUACUACCGCCGCGACAAGCCCGGCCGCCCCCAGGGCGGCGCCGGGGACGGCUCGGCCAGCCCGCCGCCGCCCGCCGCCGCCGCCGCCGACAAGAACGGCCGCCUGCCCAACAGCUACCCGGCGGCGCAGCGCCACCUCUACCCGCUCGCCGAGUACCCGCCCCCGCGGCCCGUGCCGCCCCCGGCACCGCCCCCGCCACCGCUCGAGUCGCCGGCGGCGGACGGCACCGCGAGGACCGGGCUGUAGGCGCUCCUGAAGCCGCACUCCUCCAAGGACUGAUGACUUGUAACCUGGCUGCCCUGUUCUUAUGCGUCCAGAUCCAUGCCGAGCAAACAAUUAAAAUAAUUUACAAGUGAAUAUUUAUCUCAAAAUUUAAGUAACAAUGAAAAAAAUACAUUCUUCAAUGGGGAUUAGGCCUCUCCAUUUUUUUGGAAUUUCAAAUAUUUUGGAUACCUCUAUGCAACAAAGCUUCCGUGCUCGUUUUUUUUUAAAUUAUUAUUUGGCAUGACAUAGUACUUGUAUGUGGCUACUUGAAGUUAUAACUCUUGUGAGCUGAUUCGAUUGUCGUCACAGUGAAGUAAUUUUAUUUCCCUCGCUGCGAUUAAAGACCAGAGCUAAAACAGUAAAUAUGAUUUAUGUCUUGU